AUGACAGAGGCCUCCUUUGCCAACACGCAUUCCACGGCGCAGCUUUUCCCGGUCACCGCUCCCAAACUCUCCCCUCCUGCCGUCAACGGUGCCAACUCCGCGCACGAGGAUGAUGAAGAACCCUACACCAUCAAGUGCAUCUGUAUAUUUGAUGAUGACGAUGGCAGCACCGUCUUCUGCGAACGCUGUGAAACGUGGCAACACAUUGUAUGCUACUACGAUGGUCAAGAAGUGCCUGACAUUCACAAUUGUGCGGACUGCGAGCCGAGGGCUCUCGAUUCCAAGCGCGCCACCGAGCGGCAGAAGAAACUCAGGGAGCAGAGCGACAGCGGUGACCGGAAGGGUAAGCGAUCAGGCGCAAAAGGCCAGAAGAGGAAGAUUAAAGAUGUACCAUCGGCGGCGACUGAUGGGCCCAAUGCUUGCGGUUCCCACGAGCGCAGCGGCUCCACCUCUGGCUCCAGAGAGCAACAGCCACAACCGAAGAAGCGACCGACCCAUCGUUCAUCCGCCUCAACCAGCUCGGUAGGCACUCCAACCAUCGGUACCGACUCGAAAAAACGCGGGACGUCGUCGGCUACUGUCAUGGCAUCGCCCAUUAAAACUAACCCUCACCCACCGAUUCCUUUAUACUCGCAAGAGUUUCUUCACCUGUACGACAACGACGAGGUCAAUACUGACAUGCAUGGCAACCUAUUCGAUACGCUCGAACUAGCCGGCAAUUUAGCAUCGUGGGUUCAAGAUCCUGUCGCUCUUGCUCGAGUCGCCAACGGCCGCACUUCCAAGGAAGUCUUCACGUAUUCCGACCAGCUAUUAGAUUCGUCGAAAUGGCCCGCUCUUUCAAAGCAAUCGACGACGGAUACGAGUAUUGACUACCAAGGAACACAUCCUAGCUGGCGCUUUCUGAAAGUCGAGAAGGAUGUUCGCAAAGACGAAGUCAUUGGCGAGGUUCGCGGCAAGGUAGGCCACUUUCGUGAUUACUGUCUCGAUCCAAGUAGCAGAUGGCAAGAGUUGCGACAUCCGGAACCUUUUGUCUUUUUCCACCCACAACUCCCGAUUUACAUCGACAGUCGGAAAGAGGGCACGUUGCUGCGCUACAUUCGUCGGUCUUGUCGACCUAAUGUGACUCUGAAGACGUUUAUCACGAACGAAAUUGAAUACCAUUUCUGUUUCGUCGCAAAUCAGGAUAUUCCCAGUGAUUCCGAGGUUACAACAACGUGGUACUUGGAUCCUCAACUCUUCCCGGCUAGCAAUGGGUUUGUGAAGCAGGAGGGCCCUAGCGAAGUUAUCCCGGAUGCCGCGGCGAUUUCGAUAAGUAAUGUUCUCGCUCACUUUGGUGGCUGCGCUUGUGAUCCGUCUCAGACAUGUCUGUUGGCUAGUGUCGACCGCCGCCACCACCCACGCUCCCCCGAGUUAAACGGCAAACAGGUAAAUGGAAGGCGAAAGAAAGGCAAAAAUAAACUGAAUAUAUCUCCAGCAAGCACUGGCUGCGCGACCAAUAGUCGUGCUGGUAGCGAGGUUCGCAAGCACCGAGAAGAUGAGGAUCUCGCCGAAAGCAGGUCAGUAUCUGGCUCUGUGCGGGAUCAUCCGCAUAGUCGCGACAUGACACCCACGGUCCACAGCCCAACAGAUGCCUUUGCAGCAAAUGGUCCUGAGCUUUCGGCUCGGGAGAAACGCAAAAUCGCCGCAGCCGAAAAGAAAUUUGAACAGCUUGAGCACGAUCAACAACAUGCCCACAAAAAACGACGUCGGAAUAAUGCCAGUGCCAGCAUACCGAAAUUUCCAGGUCCCUCGAAACCACCCCGGUUAGACACCAUGCCUGCACGUCGAUCCCCUAGUGUUUCCAACAAGGCGUCUCCCAAUUCUGCGGUAUCAAGACAAGAAUCCCGGCCCACUCCCAAAAACUCGGCUACUAGCACUCCUCGAGUUGGGUCACCGAUGAUGCGCAUGGGUUAUGUUGACUCUGGCAUGCAAACUGAGUCAGAUGAGACCGAUCCACAUUUUGUUCCACCACAACCGCCCUCGCACCCCCCCUUUGUUCCUCUUACCAGACGCUUACUUUUCCAAUACCACCAUGAUCGCUUACACAUCGAAACCAACGGAGUUGAUCCUGUUUCGCCAAAACGAGCGAGCGCCAGCAUGCCUCCACCGCCCAUAGCCAGCAUCAAGACAUCCUCGUCUCCACAGGUCUCGGAUGAUAUUGAAAUGAAGGAUGCGGAUACAAAUCCCACGCCCAAGAGAUUUGUUCAAGCUGCCACUCAGUCCUCUGACUUAGCUGGAGAGCCAUCUAGUCAGCUUUCGUCUCCAUCGUCAUUUCCGUUACCUUCGACCGCCGCCCACAAUUUCCCUGUUCGCCUUCCGCCUGUUGGGAAGACGGAGGAGGCCCCUGCCAGUGCACAAACUACAAGCCCGGCAUCCCCCUGUCCUGACACACCCGUGACUGACGUCUCUCCUUCUCUUCCACCACCACAGAAAGCCAGGCCGCGCCUUUCACCGAUUGCCUUGAAAUCCGGUUUAGGGAUUUCAGCUCCAAGCCCUGUUAAGAAGAGGAUGAGUUUGGGUGAUUAUAUGUCACGUCGGGGCAAUCUGGCCACAUCCACCGCGGACAAGACUCAAGUGCAGAGUCCCGACGGCCCACGGCAAGCUACUCCAACUUCGGCAGUCGCUACCAGUAUGGAGACUGCGCACCCACAGGCUAGUAGGCGUGUUGAUGAUAUUCUUAAACGCGAAAGCGAUCCAGCCCCUGAUAUUGAGAUGAAGGAUGUUCCCCCUCCACCUUUAUCUGCUGGCCCGUCACCUUCCCCCGCUUCUGUCCUACCGCAAGAUCCGCGACUGAAAUAA
This is a messenger RNA of Ophidiomyces ophidiicola, 2838 nucleotides long. It is a transcript of the gene SET3, whose product is annotated as SET domain-containing protein 3. Gene Ontology annotation, molecular function: protein binding. The transcript is spliced from 2 exons. Bases 1 to 2838 code for a protein of 945 amino acids. The record is from RefSeq and is a predicted model, not a curated record. NCBI's taxonomy places the organism in Eukaryota, Fungi, Ascomycota, Eurotiomycetes, Onygenales, Onygenaceae.